Molecule: messenger RNA, 898 nt
Organism: Polistes canadensis
Lineage: Eukaryota; Metazoa; Arthropoda; Insecta; Hymenoptera; Vespidae
Exons: 2
Coding region: 446-808 (120 amino acids)
Source: RefSeq, a predicted model, not a curated record
UUCUAUAUCAUAUUUUUUAAAGGAUCCUUUUAACCAUAAUUAUACUAACUGCACUUGCAAGCUUGACUUAUAUCUCUAUAAUUUCUUGGUACCGAUACGAGGACGGUGCUAUUUCUGUAUACUCGAGUCAUCAAUAUAAACUCUUCAGACUUUUGAAACCUUCGAUACUUAUGUGUCCAAUAAAUUUAAUAGAAGAAUCCAGCUUUCCUACAACUUUUAAGCGGUAUAGUCUAUGUCUAUUACAAAAUUUAAAUAUUUUUAUAUGUUUGCUCUUAAUUAAAGCAGUGUUGUUUUAAGUCAUAAAAAUAUAAAAUAUUAAUUUUAUAUUAUAAAGCACGGUAAUUCGGUUCGAAAUUAAAAUUAUGAUAAUUCCAGUUAUGGCAUCGAAGAUACAUCAGACGCUCGAGCAUUUUUUCAUUUCUUAUCAAACGCUACCUACAAUACUAUGAUCAAUACACCUGAUUACGAUAAUGCACCACCAGAAUUAUGGCUUAGAAUUUUGUCAGAUUUAAAAAAGGAAUUCACUUAUGAAACAACUUUGACUGGCGAAGGAAUAUGGGUUGCCACUGAAAACGGUUUAUGUGUUUCUGUAGGAAACUUUGUUCUCCACUAUGCAAGUUUGCAAAACUUGUUGUCUAACAAUUGGACUGUAAUACCUUUGCCUAAUUAUCCACCAGAUUCAAAAGAUUUUGAGACAGCCGAUGAAGAUAUAGAUAAUUUUAAUUAUUUACCAUCGUAUACUUACGACAAAGAUCACGGAAAAACAGAAUUAGUGAAAACUGAUACUCCAAUACUGGUAAUCGUUUAAAGAACUAUUUAAUUAUUAGCCAAUUAAACAUCACGAUCGUUAAUAUAAUUAUCUUCAUUUUGCGUGAACAUAUAGUUUAGCAUACUUAAU